Sphaeramia orbicularis (orbiculate cardinalfish) is the source of this 1923-nucleotide messenger RNA. It is a transcript of the gene rps19bp1, whose product is annotated as ribosomal protein S19 binding protein 1. The transcript is spliced from 4 exons. The record is from RefSeq and is a predicted model, not a curated record. NCBI's taxonomy places the organism in Eukaryota, Metazoa, Chordata, Actinopteri, Kurtiformes, Apogonidae. Gene Ontology annotation, molecular function: enzyme binding. Bases 124 to 603 code for a protein of 159 amino acids. Gene Ontology annotation, cellular component: nucleolus.
UCCGUGCACAUGCUAAUUUUGCCGGAUGUUGAUAGAUUCACAUGUGCAGGAUCUUUAAGUAGACUGUUGCCGGUGAAACUUGUAGAUACCUGAAGAUAAUUUCGUAUAAACUGAUUGUUCAGGAUGUCGGCGGCAUUGAUCAGAAGAGGUCUGGAGCUGCUCAGUGAUGAUAUUAAAGAUGCCAGUAAAGUGCAGAAGAAGAAGCAGUCAACCCCGAAUUCGGCUUCUGUGAUGGAGCUGGUGAGCACGAAGAGGCAGGGGGUCACCAAACAGGUGAAACGGCUGCAGGGUCGCCUCGGUCCUGGAAAAAGCAAAGCUACCGUCAAAGACAAGAGGAUCAGAUCUGCAGUGGAUGAAUUCAGGAAGAAGCAAAAGAAGAGCCAGAUGAGCGUAAACCUCCGGUACUUCAUGGCCAAUGUCAGCAAAGCAACAGAUUCUGACACAUUGAAGAUCUUGAACCACCAUCCAGGGAGACAGUCCAGGAAUCGACCAGAACGACCAACCAAGAAGUCCAAAGAGCCGCAGUCUCUUUUCACCGAGGAGGAGUUCCAGCAGUUUCAGAAGGAGUACUUUGGUCGGACUGUGGAGGAGAAGAAGAACUGAAGCUCACACAAACCCACAGACAGAACAGUUUGACCACCAGUGGAAGCGCCGGGAUCGCUGUUUGUGGAUGAAAGUGGAUUUUUGUUCUGCGUGUUGGUUUCACUUCACAGAACUCAUUCAUCAGUGGAACAAGAUGAGAACAAAGGAUGGAGAGAUGUGUGUUUAUACUCUUGAACAAUCCAGAUUAUGCUGCAGACAUAAGCAGUUUUUGUUUGCAGAAAAAUUAUUAAACUCAUUUGUUUAUCCACAUCAUAUUUACAUGUUGCACAAAAUAUGCAGAGAUACUUUAACAAUGGUCCAAAAUUUGAUUGGUUAACUCUUUAAUACACAAACUAUGAAACGCUUCAGCUGCACAACAAGACCCCAGUUUUUUUUUUGUUUUGUUUUUUUAAUUUCAUACAUGGCUGUUCCCCAGAUCUCAGAAAAUGGGAACGUUAUGAAUCUGUCUGAGAACAUGUUUUAUGUUUUGUUUUGUUUUGUGUCGCUCUGAAACAACAUUUUCCUUAAAAAUAUACAGUCUUAAUCUCAGGGAAUAUGUUUUUUUUCUAGUAAAUGCAUCACCUACAACUCAGAUCUCUUUUUUUCCUCAUAAAUUAGUUCAUGACUAUCAUUUCAGAGAAUAUUUGAGUUUUUUUUAUCAAUGAGUUUUUUCCUAAAUUUACAACAUCCUAGUCAAAGAACAUUCUAGCUUUUUUCUUAUUUUGUUGGUUUUUGUCACGCAUAAUCACCACUUUUGUCUCAGAGAGCUUCAGACUUUUUUCUAGCAAAUGUGACGUUUAUCAUAUUAAGCUAUGAAGUUUAAUAAUUUAAUUAAAUCAAGAAAAACACACUAUUGAUUUUUGGUAACUAGAAACAAGGUAUGUAAAGGGGUGUGUUCAUUAGAGGUAAUUUUAAUAAAAAAGGGAAGGUCAUGGUAAUUAAUUUUAUCCAAACAGUAAGAAAGAAAAAAUAAUCUAACAUUUAUGAUAAAGAAAGUUAAAUGAGGAACACAAGGAAAAAUAUAUGAUGAAAUUCACUUGUACAGCUAUUGGGAAAGGAAGAACUGUUGUGUAUUAAAUGGUCGGGGGUUAAAAGGCUUAACUGGUGCCUUUUCUCAAAAUAAAGUUGUGGUCUGAGUUUUGUAGGAACUCUGAUAGAAAUAAGGUUUCAUUUUAUAUAUAAAUAUGAAAACUAAAUCAGAAAAAUGACAGCGCCACUCCUCAAGUGACUCUAGCUGUAACAUUAAAUCAAUUAUUUUUAAAGAUUUCUGGUCCUUUGAUCCUUCUUUCAAAACAAAAUAAAAAUGAAUGAGGAGUUUGCUUUACAAAUGUAAUAAAGGAA